Molecule: messenger RNA, 960 nt
Organism: Branchiostoma belcheri (Belcher's lancelet)
Lineage: Eukaryota; Metazoa; Chordata; Leptocardii; Amphioxiformes; Branchiostomatidae
Product: collagen alpha-1(XXV) chain-like
Exons: 6
Coding region: 1-960 (319 amino acids)
Source: RefSeq, a predicted model, not a curated record
AUGAAGAGAGGGCAGCAGCAGUGCCAGACUGGUGAAACAGAAGGUCCCAUGCAGCAGCAGCCUGAGACUGAUAGGCAGUCCGUUGCGGACGACGUCAAAGCCGCGAAUCAGUCUGCGGAAAUGGUGAAGCAACUUGAGGACAUGAAAAAGCAGAACCAGAAGACCGAGCUGCGAGUAGCCGAGCUGGAACGCAAAAAUGCGGCCAUUGGGCCAGUUGGCCCUGCGUCUACCGGUCCUCCUGGGCCACCUGGCCCACCAGGAAAGAAGGGGGGCACUGGGCCACCUGGCCCUGUGUCUACCGGUCCUCCUGGGCCACCUGGCCCUCCAGGCAAAAAUGCGGCCACUGGGCCAGUUGGCCCUGCGUCUGUCGGGCCUCCUGGGCCACUUGGCCGACCUGGAAAGAAGGGGGCCACUGGACCAGUUGGCCCCGCAUCUGCUGGGCCUCCUGGCCGUCCAGGAGAGAAGGGAGCUACUGGGCUAACUGGUCCUCGGGGACCAAAGGGAUCCCCUGGGUUCCAAGGGCCACCCGGACGCCCGGGACAAAAGGGUGCAAUCGGGCCUCAGGGGCCAAAGGGACCCCCUGGGUUCCAAGGGCCACCUGGACGCCCAGGACAAAAGGGUGAAAUGGGACCAACUGGGCCUCGAGGCUGCUGCAGUGGACCUUGUCCAAAAGGUUAUCAGAAGUUCCGUGGAAUCUGCUACAAGGCUUUCCUCACUCCUACCAGCUUCGACCGAGCGAGCGAGAUCUGUCGUCGAGAUGGCGGCACCCUCGCCAUGCCCAAAGACGCUGAGACCAACGCUUUCCUAAUUUCGCUGUAUAAGGCCUCUCGCUCUCAUAGCGUAUUCAGCUUCGGCCUCUCCGAUCGGCGCAAGAAAGGGGUGUUUGAGUGGGUUGACGGCACUCCCCUUCGGGGGUUCACCUCGUGGGGUCCGGGAGAACCAAAGUUUGAGUGUAACUAG